Molecule: messenger RNA, 6169 nt
Organism: Galeopterus variegatus (Sunda flying lemur)
Lineage: Eukaryota; Metazoa; Chordata; Mammalia; Dermoptera; Cynocephalidae
Gene: PPP2R3A
Product: protein phosphatase 2, regulatory subunit B'', alpha
Exons: 13
Coding region: 448-3900 (1150 amino acids)
Biological process (GO): protein dephosphorylation
Cellular component (GO): protein phosphatase type 2A complex
Molecular function (GO): protein phosphatase regulator activity; calcium ion binding
Source: RefSeq, a predicted model, not a curated record
CUCUGUCAUCCACAGAAAAAUGGAUCAUUUAAACGUUUGGAGGACUCAGUUAUCACAGUACUUCCAGACUACCAUCUAAGAUUUAUGACAGUAAAUUUAUGACAAUAAAUUUCCACAGUGUAGAACUUCUGAAGAACUAAGAGGAUAUUCUUUCACAACAGAUACUCCUAUAGUAUCAUGAUAUUACUAAAUAAAAGUAAAAACUGAAAAGCACAAUUAUUAAAUUAUUAGACUUGCUAAUACAAGCACACAUGUGCAGCAUCUACUGUAUCCUGACAGUUACCAAACCUCAAAUUUAGAUGGUUUCCCUUCAUGGGAAAAGUCAUUAUAUUUAUAAGAAACCCCUGAACAUUGUCAUUAAAUAUAUUUUCAGCUGUCAUUUAGGAAAAUUUUCUUGAAAAAAGUUCUAGAAAGUUCCAAGUCCCACCACUAAGUGGAUUUGAUAUUAUGGCAGCAGCUUACAGACUUGUGGUUAGUACUGUGAACCACUACAGCAGUGUGGUGAUUGACCGGCGUUUGGAGCAAACUAUACAUUAUUGCACUGGAACCUGCCACACCUUCAGCCAUGGAGUUGACUGCAUUGUGGUGCAUCAUAGUGUUUGUGCAGAUGUCUUACACAUCCCUGUGUCUCAGUUCAAAGACGCAGAUCUGAACUGUGUAUUUCUACCCCAUGAAAAUGGGCUUUCCUCUGCUGAAGGUGACUACCCCCAUCAGGCCCUCACAGGCAUACCCAGGGUCAAGAGAGGAUCUACAUUUCAGAAUACCUGCAACUUAAAGGACAUUGCAGGAGAAGCAAUCAGUUUUGCCAGUGGAAAAAUAAAGGAAUUUUCUUUUGAAAAACUCAAAAACUCUAAUCAUGUAGCUUACAAAAAGGGAAGAAAAGUUAAGUCUGACUCAUUGAAUAGAAGGUCGGUUGAUUUUGACUUGCUCUGUGGUCACUAUAACAAUGAUGGGAGCUCCCCAUCCUUUGGUUUACUCCGCAGUUCCUCAGUCGAGGAAAAAUCUUUGUCCUAUAGAAACUCAAUUGAUACUAACCUGACUUCCAUGCUUCUUCAAAACUUCUCUGAAGAAGACCUGGUUAAUCAGAUUUUGGAAAAACAUAAAAUAGAUAAUUUUUCUUCUGGGACAGACAUAAAGAUGUGCUUGGACAUCUUGCUGAAAUGCUCAGAGGAUUUGAAAAAAUGCACAGACAUUAUAAAACAGUGCAUAAAGAAAAAGUCAAGGGGUAGCAUCAACGAAGAAAGUAGUAAUGAUGCCAUUUCUAGCUCUGAAACUGUCUAUAUGAAUGUAAUGACCAGGUUAGCAUCCUACCUGAAGAAGUUACCAUUUGAAUUCAUGCAGUCUGGGAAUAAUGAGGCUAUAGACUUAACAGAACUAGUCAGUAAUAUGCCUAGCUUACAACUAACUCCCUUCUCCCCAAUAUUUGGCACUGAACAGCCUCCUAAAUAUGAAGAUGUUGUCCAGCUCUCAGCCCCUGACUCUGGACAGUUUCAGACUAUAGAACUGCAAGAUGACAAGCAUAAUUUCAGGAAAAUGGACACUGUAAAGUCUAUUCCAAACACUUCCACAAAUUCUUUAUAUAACUUAGAGGUAAAUGAUCCCAGAACUCUAAAAAUUGUCCAGUUACAAUCACAGCCAUUAACAAUGAGCCCAUUAGAAAAUGUUUCUUCUGGAGAUUUAAUGGAAACUCUUUAUAUUGAAGAAGAGUCAGAUGGAAAGAAAGCACUAGAUAAAGGACCAAGGACAGAGAAUGGACCCAGUCAGGAGUUGUUAAAGAUAAAUGAACAUAGAAUAGAACUUUCAGACCAUGGUUCUCAUCUUAAAAAAUGUCCUGCCUCAGUGCAAAAUGAAAUUGGUAAGCUAUUUGAGACACCAGUUGUGCAUCUACCUAAGGAAGACUGUAAAUUAAAAGUUCCUAAUGUUGAAGAGCAAGACCAGAGAGAUUUUAUGAAUCCUAACAGUCAGGAAGAAAUAGAUAAAUUGUUAAUGGAUCUGGAAUCUUUUUCACAGAAAAUGGAGACCUCUCUAAGAGAGCCACAUGCCAAGGGUAAAAACUCUAAUUCUCUUAAUAGCCGUAGUAAUUUGACUAGUCGGAUUCCUUUAGAUCUUGACCCUCAAUCUAAAGUCUCUUCACCCUCAGAAAAAGUCUCACCUUCCUGUCUAACAAGGAUUAUUGAAACCAAUGGACACAAAAUAGAAGAGGAGGAUCGAGCCCUGUUACUGCGAAUUCUGGAAAGCAUUGAAGACUUUGCUCAAGAACUAGUUGAAUGCAAAGCAGGCAGAGGAAGUCUAUCACAAGAAAAGGAAAUGAUGCAAAUUCUACAGGAAACCUUGACAACUUCUCCCCAAGCCAAUUUAUCAGUCUCUAGAGCUCCUGUUGGUCAUAAAGCCAAAGAUACUUCAGUGGUUUUGAUUCAGCAGACCCCAGAGGUGAUCAAGAUUCAAAAUAAACCAGAAAAGAAACCUGGAUCACCACUUCCACCUCCAGCCGCCUUUCCAAGUAGUCCCCGACCUCUCUCCCCUGUUCCUCAUGUGAAUAAUGUUGUGAAUGCACCAUUGUCUGUAAACAUUCCACGGUUCUACUUUCCUGAAGGACUCCCAGACACCUGCAGUAACCACGAACAGAUUCUAAGCAGAAUUGAAACUGCUUUCAUGGAUAUUGAAGAUCAGAAAGCAGACAUUUAUGAAAUGGGGAAAAUUGCAAAGGUCUGUGGCUUUCCUCUCUAUUGGAAAGCCCCCAUGUUCAGGGCUGCAGGGGGAGAGAAGACAGGAUUUGUAUCAGCACAGUCAUUCAUUGCCAUGUGGAGAAAGUUGCUGAAUAACCAUCAUGAUGAUGCCUCUAAGUUCAUUUGUCUUCUAGCAAAGCCCAACUGCAGCUCUCUAGAACAGGAAGAUUUCAUCCCUUUACUUCAGGAUGUGGUGGAUACACAUCCUGGCCUUACGUUCCUGAAAGAUGCUCCAGAAUUCCAUUCCCGCUACAUCACCACGGUUAUUCAGAGAAUAUUCUACACAGUCAACAGAUCUUGGAGUGGAAAAAUUACUUCGACAGAGAUAAGAAAAAGCAACUUUUUGCAAACUCUAGCCCUUUUGGAAGAAGAGGAAGAUAUAAACCAAAUCACAGAUUACUUCUCCUAUGAACAUUUCUAUGUUAUUUAUUGUAAAUUCUGGGAACUAGACAGUGAUCAUGACCUCUACAUCAGCCAGGCCGAUCUAUCUCGAUACAAUGACCAGGCUUCAUCAAACAGAAUUAUUGAAAGGAUAUUCUCUGGAGCAGUAACAAGGGGAAAAACAGUACAGAAAGAGGGAAGAAUGAGCUAUGCAGACUUUGUUUGGUUUUUGAUCUCUGAGGAAGACAAGAGGAACCCCACCAGCAUUGAGUAUUGGUUCCGCUGCAUGGAUGUGGAUGGAGAUGGCGUACUCUCCAUGUACGAGCUGGAGUACUUCUAUGAGGAGCAGUGUGAUCGGAUGGAAGCCAUGGGCAUUGAGCCCUUGCCAUUCCAUGAUUUGCUAUGUCAGAUGCUUGACCUGGUGAAGCCAGCCAGCGACGGCAAAAUAACUCUGCGAGAUCUGAAGAGGUGCAGAAUGGCUCACAUCUUCUAUGACACUUUCUUUAAUCUGGAGAAAUACUUAGACCAUGAACAGAGAGAUCCCUUUGCAGUCCAGAAGGAUAUUGAAAACGAUGGGCCUGAGCCAUCCGACUGGGACCGGUUUGCUGCUGAGGAGUACGAGACUCUUGUCGCAGAGGAAUCUGCCCAAGCGCAGUUCCAAGAAGGCUCCUUUGAAGAUUACGAAACAGAUGAAACUGCCUCUCCCUCUGAAUUUGGAAACAAAGGCAAUAAAAUAGUAACCUCAAGCCUUUCAGAAAAAUGCGGAAAGCUUCAGUCAGUGGAUGAAGAGUAGCUGCCAAUGUCUACAUGAAAGGAAGAUAUGUACUUUAAAUGUUUUUCUUGUGAAGUGAUGCUUUUUAAAGGCUUUGAUUUCACCAAGUGUGUAACUGCACUAGGAACUUUAAAAUGUUUUUAAGCAAUAGGUCUGGAUACACACUCAACUUAGGAGACUCCUCCAAUUUGCAUCACACUUCUUGCAGAGCUUUUCCUUGGAAGUGAAUAUAAUGAUGUACCAUCACCUUCCAAAGUCUGUGAAUCAGCACCCUACACCCCUGAAUGUACCAAGGAUCUCUUGGGGACAGUGCCAAGUGCAGUUCUCUGCACAGAAGCAGAAGUUGCCUCACUGCUGGCCGGUGUCCCUGAGGCCUCCAGGGCUCCUAUGGAGCUGAGAAGAAACUUUCACUCGCAGAAAACUUGAGUCAAAAAAUUCUGGAACUUGAAAAAGCAGUAAAGACCUCCAGAAUUAAUUUAGCCCUAGUAAUAAAAGCACUGCCAAAACAUCUCAGAGACUUCUUUUACUUAUAUGUGUAACUGCAGUUUAAAGACCUUGAACUUACCCGGUUUAGUGUAAUUUCACAAUGACCUGCAGAACUGCUAGUCACUUUACAUCCUCAGGUAUUGUAACCACUGGGCCUUCCAACUUUGCUGGCAAGCUCUGACAACCUCCCUAUCCUGACUGUGGAUCUUACAUAAAAUCUCAAGAAAAAAACUUUUUAAAUGAAGACAAGUUACAGAAUUUGACUCAUACUUGAAAAAAACCUCUUUUUAACUUAUCUAACAUUUGUAGAAGUAUUAGGUUAGUAAUCUGUAAAUUAGUUGAUGCCCUGUCUUUACUUCCUACCAAAAGGCCUACUUGAAGACUUAAAGGAAUAUGAAAAUCCUUACUAGACAUAUUCCUUUCUUCACUGAUUAUUUUUUUAACCACAGUCCUAAAAGUGUCAGAAUAGUUUGCCUUUCCACCCCACUUGGUUCCUUUGCUGGUGUAAAGGCCAACCAUUGAACUAAUCAAUGAAACCCUGGGCUACUGUAAGCAAAAAGUGUAGAAAGGAGAAUUUAGGAAAUGUACCAUCAACUAGUACAGUAAGAAAAUUAGUAAUGCUAGCAAUCCUGCCUGCCACAAGAUCCUCCAGUUUCCUAUUUUGUCUUCAGGAUUAGAACUGAUCUUUCAUUUAACUGUUACAGAAAGUGGUAACUAUUACAACUAUCUAAUAGUUCACACAGAAGAAUUAAAAACUUAAAAGUGACUAAAUUUUUAGGAAACACUAUAUGCAAUAACUUAAACACACUGAUAAAUUAUUAGGAUUAAUAUUAUUUAUGUGAUACCAUGAAACUUACCACUGAUCUCAUCCAGCCUUUAUCAGGGAACGAAAGCAACUAUUUUUUAUUUCAUGUAAACAACAAAAAAGGUAAUACUUUUCUUAGAAGCCAGAUAUGGUUUUUAUGUUUUCUUGGGUUUUGGGGGGGUUUUCUGGUGGUACGGGGAUCUGAACCUUUGACCUUGGUGUUACCAGCACUACCUUUCUGCCAAUAAAGAUAACAAACCAGCCUGAAGCCAGAUAUGGUUUAAAGGUUUUUACCGUCUGUGCAUAAUGCUCUAAACUAUUUCUAAAACACACCAAAAAGUAAAAAUAAAAUUAAAUUUUACAACAUACUUUCUUUUAAACUGUUUGGCUUCACCUUACCUUACUUCUCCUGAUUAAAGUCCUCUUUCACUUUGAUCAAUAUUUGGUUUUUAAACUUGGUAAUUAUUAUAAAUGUACAGCUAUCAAUACCAUUCAAGAUAGGCUACUUUAAUUUAGGUUAUCCAAAUUAUCACAUUUUCAUGAAUUAUAAGAACAUGUUUCACUGUACUCCUUUCUUAGAGCUGAAUGCAAGGAAUGUGAAUUCUGAGGAACUACGAUAGUAUAUAUUUGACUUUGUGGUAAAGACCAUGCUAAAAUCAUUAGUGCCAAAACGGAAAUUUCGAGUUGUUACAAUAGCCUAGCUCCCUUGAUAAAAGUUGAGGGUUAUCAUGAUCUUAAUGGUAUUCAAUGAGAAAUGACUUUCACAGCAUAACAUUAAUUGCCAAGGUAAUCAAACUAAUAAAAUAAAAUUCUGCAUAUUUUUCCCGCAUCUUAUCUAUGUGUACUGCUCAAAGUGUUUAUAAAACUCUACAUUGAUCAAAUGAGAUGUCAUUUGCUCCGCUUUUGGAAAUGUUAAUGUGUUUUUGAGUGGAGAAGGCUGCAUGAUUUAACUUUUGUUUUUCCUUUUUCGCAAAACUAAAUAAAGCUGUCAAAUACGAA